AUGGGUUAUAAAGGACAUCUUGAAGUAGUGAAAUAUUUACAUUCUAUAGGAUAUAGAGAAGAAUGUUCAAUCGAUUAUGCUGCAAGUAAUGGUCACCUUGAAGUAGUAAAAUAUUUACAUUCUAUUGGAUAUAAAGGUUUCGACAAUGCAAUUAAUAAUGCUGCAACUAAUGGUCACCUUGAAGUAGUAAAAUAUUUACAUUCUGUAGGAUAUAGAGGAACAGAUUGGGCAAUCGAUUAUGCUUCAGAAAAUGGGCAUCUUGAAGUAGUAAAAUAUUUACAUUCUAUUGGAUAUAGAUGUUUAAAUUGGGUAUUUAAUUAUACUGCAAAAAAUGGUCACCUUGAAGUAGUAAAAUAUUUACAUUCUGUAGGAUAUAUAGGAUCAGAUUGGGCAAUUGAUUAUGCUUCAGAAAAUGGACAUCUUGAAGUAGUAAAAUAUUUACAUUCUGUAGGAUAUAGAGGAACAGAAUUGGCAAGUGAUAAUGCUGCAUGA
Messenger RNA from Hydra vulgaris (swiftwater hydra), 492 nucleotides. NCBI's taxonomy places the organism in Eukaryota, Metazoa, Cnidaria, Hydrozoa, Anthoathecata, Hydridae. The record is from RefSeq and is a predicted model, not a curated record.